Messenger RNA from Dichomitus squalens LYAD-421 SS1, 672 nucleotides. RefSeq lists its product as uncharacterized. NCBI's taxonomy places the organism in Eukaryota, Fungi, Basidiomycota, Agaricomycetes, Polyporales, Polyporaceae. The record is from RefSeq and is a predicted model, not a curated record. The transcript has a single exon. The annotation marks the transcript as partial.
AUGGGCCUAAACAGCGUCACCCACUCUGAGGAGUCUGCUGGCAACCAGCGGGAGACGCCUGCACUGCCGAAAAGGCAACGGCCACGCCAACAACAGCGGGAGAAGCUGUCAACGCCAGCGCCUGAAACCGGGCGUCCCGAAACCUCCAAAGAAUUCGCCGCUCGCAUCAAGCGUGUCGUUCUCCACCCACCUCGCGCAGAACGACAGGAGGGCGCGGGUGCCCAGCUAACUUCUCCCAGCACACCCAGCACCAAAACGGCCACCAAAUCCGCUGAACAGGCGGACGGCACACCACCAUCUCCGACCCCGCAGGACAGCAGUACCCCAGCUCAGCCCGCCAAGCAUGCAGAACGUUCGGAAGCUCAGCUCCUGGACCACAUUGCCAGUUCUCAAGACGGCAUUCACCUGGAGGGCGCGUUACACAACAGAUACGCUGAAGACGCAUUUUUUGCGCCGAUCGUCAAGAACCCCCAUCAGUACAAGAAUUUUCGUGUCUCUGACGGUCUAGUCUUUCUCAGGGAACGAGGACGUGAGCUACUGUGUAUCCCCCACGUCCUAGUCAAUGGGCACAAUGCCCGGGAGAUUGUGAUCUCACACGCGCACUCUCUUCUCGCUCACCUGGGACCAAAAAAGACUGCCGACCUCCUUUGCGACCACGUAUGGUGGAAAACU